This is a messenger RNA of Tripterygium wilfordii, 1620 nucleotides long. RefSeq lists its product as uncharacterized. Gene Ontology annotation, cellular component: ribonuclease MRP complex; ribonuclease P complex. Gene Ontology annotation, biological process: tRNA 5'-leader removal; rRNA processing. The transcript is spliced from 9 exons. NCBI's taxonomy places the organism in Eukaryota, Viridiplantae, Streptophyta, Magnoliopsida, Celastrales, Celastraceae. The coding region runs from base 193 to 1131 and encodes 312 amino acids. The record is from RefSeq and is a predicted model, not a curated record. Gene Ontology annotation, molecular function: ribonuclease P RNA binding.
CCUCUUUUGGUUGAUAGGCCCGAUAACCCUAUCAGAUACGGCGCACAACUGCACUACCGAAACCAGGAGGAGGAGAAGACGGUGCUUCGAAGCAGUCUCGAAUUGAAUCUCCUUCGACUUCGACUGUUGCGCUUUGAAACCGCAUCAAUACGAUCCUGCAUCUGCUGUUCGGUAUUAAGGUUUCUUACUGCAAUGGCUGCUGAUACAUCUUCCCAAGAUCAAAGGAAACGCACUUUGGAGGCCUUGAACCGGAGGUUUGCUGUUGCAGAAGCUGAGCUUCUCCAACAGAAAAAGAAGAAUGGGAGCAAACCAGUUGGAGAAGAUGCAAAAGUAAACAAUAGUGUGAACUUCUCUCCUAUGGUUCCUUCUACACGUUCAACAGAUACACAAUUGACCACCUCCUUCACUACCUCAGCCAAUAAAGGAAAAGGGCGUUCUUUAGGUCACACUGCUUUGCAAGAUGCGGAAGAAAAUGGUCCUGCAUAUUUUCCACUUUCCCAUCCUGUACAUGAGAACCUAUUGACAACCAAUGUCGAGUAUCGCGAUACAAGAGGAAGCUUCGUUCAUAAGUUUGUUCAUGAGCUUCUUCAAAAGGGUGAUUCAGCUCAGAAGUUCAUGCAAGGGUCCCGAAGUAUAAAAAUUGAUAAUUGGAUCCUUCUUGAUAAUUAUGUACAUGGACGUGGCAGCUUGACUAGCUCUCGUAUGAUGGCCUUGCAAAGCCACUCAAAGCGCUCGAAAAGGCACAUGUCCGUGAAGCAGCAUAAAAAAUGUGGAUCGUUUGAUUUGCCUCAACAUCUCCAAAAGUAUGAUGUUUUUAAGCCAAUGAAUGAGAUGUGGAAAGACUACAUGAUGCAACUUGUCAAAACUUCUGGGAAGAAUCAGUUAGCACAAUGUCUUCUCAAUGCAGAUCUACAUGGUGCUUAUAUUCUAGUUGCUGAGUCUAAGAUAACUGCUUUCACUGGAGUCAGUGGCAUUAUAGUUCGUGAAACUGCACAAGCUUUUGCAAUUAUCACGCAAGAAAACAAAUUUCGAGUUGUACCCAAAAAAGCUUCUGUGUUUAUAUGCCUAGUUGAUUGCUGGAAAAUUACAUUGAUCGGAGACAAACUUACUUCAAGAAAAUUGGGCUCGUAACUGUCAAAUUUUUAUUCCAUAGGUAAUUUAUAGUGGAUUAGGACUAUAUGAUGUCAAGUUCUUCGGUAUAUCCAAUUCCACUUGGAGGUGCCACGUGGACCGGUGGCAAAUUUUGAUAUGAUGACUAGCCAAUGAGAGAAUUCUAAUGAUCGACUGUCAGAGCAUAUUGAUCAGACAGGAAGGAGGGAAUCUUGGCCCACAAUUCACCUGUUGCUUCAUAGUUUUGAAGUGAUCUCUGGUAUCUUCAUUUUAAAACACUGCAAAAUUUUGAACAUUGUAGUUAUAUUUCUGUUUUGACAGACGGAUGUUUUUUCUUUGUUAGCUACCCAAUCUUUGAGGGGUGAUGUCUAAAUGCUAGGUUUGCAUGAGUUACUUUCCAUGCCAUAAUAUAAUUCUGCAAGGUUUCCUGGACCUAGUUAUUGGUUUGCAUAUCCCCAGCUUAUUUGAGUAAAUAACUACAUUCUGUUUAUCCUGAUCUCAGGGCUAAAA